AUGUCUAUACCAGCCAUGGAAGGAUUCCUCUUGAUCACAUAUCCCGCAACGCUUCCCAAAGAAGGCAAAAUUCCUGUCGAAGAGAAGAUCAGGGGCCUCACAAAUCAUGAAUCCAUCUUGGACUACGUUGACCUUGGGGAAAACGGUCGGGAAGAAGAUGGUCUGGAGGUGCGAGGAUGGAAGAUCCAACAUAUUAGCGACAUUACCAAGGAGCAGGCUAUCGUAAAGUACGAUAUAAAAGAUGGAGAGUUUGUGGAGAUUGAAGAGGGCUACGAAUGGAAAUGUUACGAGAAGGGCCGAUGGGCCACUCCUGGACAACCAAACAGGAAGAUAUGA
Alternaria viburni is the source of this 336-nucleotide messenger RNA. RefSeq lists its product as uncharacterized. Bases 1 to 336 code for a protein of 111 amino acids. The transcript has 2 exons. The record is from RefSeq and is a predicted model, not a curated record. NCBI's taxonomy places the organism in Eukaryota, Fungi, Ascomycota, Dothideomycetes, Pleosporales, Pleosporaceae.